This is a messenger RNA of Antechinus flavipes (yellow-footed antechinus), 1383 nucleotides long. Its product is annotated as beta-1,3-galactosyltransferase 2-like. Gene Ontology annotation, cellular component: membrane. Gene Ontology annotation, molecular function: N-acetyl-beta-D-glucosaminide beta-(1,3)-galactosyltransferase activity. The transcript has 2 exons. The record is from RefSeq and is a predicted model, not a curated record. Lineage: Eukaryota; Metazoa; Chordata; Mammalia; Dasyuromorphia; Dasyuridae. The coding region runs from base 216 to 1286 and encodes 356 amino acids.
CUAGACCACCCUAGAGGAGGGUAGGGAAAGGGGUUCUGGGCAGAAGGUAAGCCAAAGUCCUGUUAUGAACUUGGCCUAAAAACAGGACUGUAAGGCAUUCAGUGGGUGGUCAGUGACUUCCAUGAGCUCUGAACUAUUUGGCAGGACUGAAGGACAGGGAUCUUGGGAAGAGCAACUGAAAAAGAAGAGAGAAGAAUUCCAGGACAUACAGCGUCAUGAGGUGGUCAUGGAGUUACCUGGUGCUGGGGGCUCUGCUGGGCACAGCCUGUGGAGUGCUGCUGGCCCUGCUCCUGGAGGUUAAGCUGAGCUCCCUGAAACCUCCAGAACUCCAACUUCACCUUAAGUCCAAGAGCUCCCUGAUGCCCCUGAUCUCCUUGGCCCCAGAUGCCCUCAACGUCCCCAUGGAGAGAUUCUCAGAACAAUGUUUGACCCCCAGCAUGGCAGUGGUGAAAUAUCCCUAUUCUUACCCCUUCCUGAUCAACCACCCAGACAAGUGUCAGGGUAAGACUGCCCCUUUCCUGCUUAUAUUGGUGAUGACUCAGCCUCAGGACAUUGAGGCCCGGGAGGCUAUCCGGACCACCUGGGGGGAGGAAGCCAUCGUGCCCGGGGUGACCAUCCGUCGGCUCUUUGUGCUUGGUCUGUUCCCAUCGCACUUACACAGACAACUUCAGUACCAACUAGAGAAAGAGAAUGCUGAAAACCAGGACCUGCUCCAAGUAGGCUUCCUAGAUACAUAUAGCAACCUGACUCUCAAGACCCUGAUGGGGCUGGAGUGGGUGGCCCGCUACUGCCAGACUGCCCAGUAUGUGCUCAAGGUAGAUGGCGAUGUAUUCCUGAACCCUGGCUUCCUGGUGCAUCAGGUGCUUCAUCCUGAGGGGCCCCCGCGUCCAGCCUUCAUCACUGGCUACAUCUACAAGAACAGGAUGCCCAUGAGGAAGCCGUGCCACAAGUGGUACAUGCCCCGAGAGGCGUUUCCUGGAACCAUCUACCCACCUUACUGCGCUGGGGCUGGUUACGUGAUGUCUGGCUGCCUUGCCCUGAAAGUCCUGGCUGCGGCCCAGAAAAUCAAGGCAAUCUAUCUGGAGGAUGUGUUUGUGGGGUUGUGUCUGCAGAGUCUGAAGGUGAAACCUACUCCCAGCCCUGUGAGUAUCUUCCAGGUCUUUGGGAGGAAAUAUGAACGCUGUGAUUUCAACCAGCUUGCAAUCGUCCAUCCCAUCAAGCCUGUGGACCUGCUCUGGAUCUGGGCAGACUUUCAAAAAGCCACCACCACCUGCCCUCCCAGUUAGGUUCUAGCAUAGGGACCCUACAACUCUCCCUUUCCUUCCAGUCUUUUCCACAGCAAAGACCCACUUCCCAGUUGCUGCUUCAAUAAACAAACAUUUA